Bactrocera tryoni is the source of this 1642-nucleotide messenger RNA. Its product is annotated as lysoplasmalogenase-like protein TMEM86A. Lineage: Eukaryota; Metazoa; Arthropoda; Insecta; Diptera; Tephritidae. The transcript has 5 exons. The record is from RefSeq and is a predicted model, not a curated record. The coding region runs from base 475 to 1236 and encodes 253 amino acids. Gene Ontology annotation, cellular component: membrane.
GCGAGCUUGGAGACACUCAAUUGCCUUUCGCACGUUUCAGUUUUAAUUGGAUACAGCAAGACGACGCACGUUGGCGGGGCGGCUGGACGUUUGUGUAAAUAAAUUAUUUUUUUCGGUAUAUUUAUGUGCGUUUGCUUGCUUUCUUUAUUCACGGAUAUUCACACAACGCGCUGAUUUUGUGUAGAGUUUCAUUAAUGUACAAAGUGCGAAAACGGUUGAAAUCAAAACAAAUGAAGUAUAAAUAAUAUAAAAAAUAUCACCCACCUAACAAAAAAACAACAAAAUUGUGCCAGCACUUGAGUAAACAAAGGAAAAGAAGUUUUGUACAAAAGCAGCGCAAAUGAGUAGUCGUGAAAACCAAAACGCUUGUAAACAAAACGCUUAAAACUUGCGCAACACCUCACCUGUAAAGAGGGGGCGCGGGUGCUACCCAACACACAGCUUAUCGAAGUAAUUGCUAGCCGAAAAGGCGUCAUGGCUGAUAUAAUGCAUCUUGUAAGUUUUCAUCCGCCACAUGUGCAGCUAAGAACGCAAACGUUGAAAUUGAUGCCAUUCUUCAAUGCAGUUUUUGUUUACUUUGCCUUCGUACAAGAUCCACACGGCGAACUCUGGACAACAGUUCUAAAAUGUCUGCCGAUUGUGAUGUUAAUUUUGUAUGUUGUGGCCAAAGGAUUCGCCUUUACGUCCGCUUAUAAGUACUCUCAGCGCAUACUGCUCGGCUUAAUUUGCUCAUGCGCUGGCGAUGCGUUGCUCAAUAUUAAUCUCUUCCUGGAAGGCAUGGGCGCAUUUGCUAUCGGUCAUAUCUGGUACAUAUCAGCGUUUGGUUGGAAGCCUUUGAGACUGCCAAUCGGUGUGGCGUUGUACAUUUGCGGUGCUUUGGCUAUUUCGUUGGCUUUCACCCGUCUGGACGGUGUGCUUGCUAUUGGCGUUCCAAUUUAUACUGCCCUUUUAGCGACCACUUGUUGGCGUGCCCUUGCUCGCGCUCUCCAAAACUCCAGCUUCAUAAAUAACUUCUGUGCUGUGGGUACAGUACUGUUUCUCCUAUCCGAUUCGGUUAUUGGCAUUCAUAUGUUCUUGACACCAGUGCCGUAUUCAAGAAUCAUCAUUAUGUCCACGUAUUACACUGCUCAAUUCGCCAUUGCAUUCAGCACUGCCAACGACAGCCCAGGACCUUGGAGGCAUAUGGGGAAUAGCGAACCGGCGCAUAAAGGUCAACGCGUCAAAACAAAAGACUGAUCAGUUACCGAGCAAUUUACGCUCCAUUAAAAGUGUCGCUCAAGUUGCGAAGCAAUAACAUUGUCAUAAGUAAAACUGCGUUGCCUACGCCGAACAGUCACCACCAACAAAACAACAAAUACGAAACGAACUAACAUGCCCUAAAAACUUCCAUUGUACCUUUAAUGUCUGGAGAUUUUCGUGCGGAAAACGAGUUACUUUAGCAUAUACUAUAAACACAUACACACAUGCAUUUCGGAAGUACAUAUAAACAUGCAUUCAACUGUUUACUAUCGACAAGUAUUUAUACAUAGUAUACACAUACAUGUUAUAUACUUAUAUACAUAUGUAUUUACUUAUUUAAUCUUGUUAGUCUAGGUAUUAUAAAUGUGUCAAUUUAUUUAUAAAUAAUAGUUGGUUAAAUUAA